Messenger RNA from Phacochoerus africanus (Common warthog), 2314 nucleotides. It is a transcript of the gene RELB, whose product is annotated as RELB proto-oncogene, NF-kB subunit. Bases 182 to 1903 code for a protein of 573 amino acids. Gene Ontology annotation, molecular function: DNA-binding transcription factor activity, RNA polymerase II-specific; RNA polymerase II cis-regulatory region sequence-specific DNA binding. The transcript is spliced from 12 exons. Gene Ontology annotation, cellular component: cytoplasm. The record is from RefSeq and is a predicted model, not a curated record. Lineage: Eukaryota; Metazoa; Chordata; Mammalia; Artiodactyla; Suidae. Gene Ontology annotation, biological process: regulation of transcription by RNA polymerase II; innate immune response; non-canonical NF-kappaB signal transduction.
GCCCGGCGCCCCCCGCAGCCCCGGGCGCCGCGCGUCCAGCCCGGCCUGCGGCCCCAGCCCCUGCGCCGCUCUCCCGACCCGAAAUCGUCCGCCGGACUGUGCCACCUGGCCGUCCGGCCUGCCCGGGUGUGUGUUUUGGUCUGGACUGGCGUCUGGGCCGUCAGUCCCCACUGGUCGGGCCAUGCCGAGUCGCCGCGUCGCCAGAUCGUCCGCUGCGCCGGAGCUGGGGGCCUUGGGGUCCGCUGACCUCUCCUCGCUCUCGCUAGCCGUUUCCCGGACCACGGAUGAAUUGGAGAUCAUUGACGAGUACAUCAAGGAGAAUGGCUUUGGCCUGGAGGGGGCGCCGCCGGGCGCCGGCGAGGGGCUGCCGCGCCUGGUGUCCCGCGGGGCGGCCUCCCUGAGCACCGUCACCCUCGGCCCCGCGGCGCCCCCGACCACGCCGCCCGCCUGGGGCUGCCCCCUGGGCCGGCUGGUGCCCCCAGGCCCCGGGCCGCGGCCGCACCUGGUCAUCACCGAGCAGCCCAAGCAGCGUGGGAUGCGCUUCCGCUACGAGUGCGAGGGCCGCUCCGCCGGCAGCAUCCUGGGGGAGAGCAGCACGGAGGCCAGCAAGACGCUGCCCGCCAUCGAGCUCCGGGACUGUGGAGGGCUGCGGGAGGUGGAGGUGACUGCGUGCCUGGUGUGGAAGGACUGGCCUCACCGAGUUCACCCCCACAGCCUGGUGGGCAAGGACUGCACGGACGGCGUCUGCAGGGUGCGGCUCCGGCCUCAUGUCAGCCCCCGGCACAGCUUUAACAACCUGGGCAUCCAGUGCGUGAGGAAGAAGGAGAUCGAGGCCGCCAUCGAGCGGAAGAUUCAGCUGGGCAUCGACCCCUACAACGGGUCUCCAGCCACCACGCUCAGCCUUCCCUGUGUCACAGCUGGGUCCUUGAAGAACCAUCAGGAGGUGGACAUGAAUGUCGUGAGGAUCUGCUUCCAGGCCUCGUACAGGGACCCGCAAGGACAGAUGCGCCGGAUGGACCCCGUGCUCUCUGAGCCCGUCUACGACAAGAAGUCCACAAACACAUCAGAGCUGCGGAUCUGCCGAAUCAACAAGGAGAGCGGGCCAUGCACGGGUGGCGAGGAGCUCUACCUGCUGUGUGACAAGGUGCAGAAAGAGGACAUCUCAGUGGUGUUCAGCAGAGCCUCCUGGGAAGGCCGGGCAGACUUCUCCCAGGCUGACGUGCACCGCCAGAUCGCCAUCGUGUUCAAGACGCCGCCCUACGAGGACCUGGAGAUCGUCGAACCGGUGACGGUGAACGUGUUCCUGCAGCGGCUCACGGACGGGGUCUGCAGUGAGCCUCUGCCCUUCACGUACCUGCCUCGGGACCAUGACAGCUACGGGGUGGACAAGAAGCGGAAACGGGGGAUGCCUGACGUGCUUGGGGAGCUCAAUAGCUCUGACCCCCAUGGCAUCGAGAGCAAACGACGGAGGAAAAAGCCGGCCUUCCUGGAUCACUUCCUGCCCAGCCAUGGCUCAGGCCCGUUCCUCCCACCAUCAGCGCUGCUGCCAGACACAGACUUCUUUCCGGGCACUGUAUCCCUCCCUGGCCUGGAGCCCCCCGGCGGGCCGGAUCUCCUGGACGAUGGCUUUGCCUAUGACCCUGCUGCCCCCACACUCUUCACCAUGCUGGACAUGCUGCCCCCAGCGCCACCACUCCCCAGCGCUGUCGCGGGCAACGGGGGGGCAGGGGCCCCGGUCGCGGAGCCCACGGGCCCUGAGCCGCUGACGCUGGACUCGUACCAGGCCCCGGGCUCCGGGGAUGGAGGCACUGCCAGCCUCGUGGGCAGCAACAUGUUCCCCAACCAGUACCGCGAGGGGGGCUUUGGGAGCGGCCUUCUGUCCCCCGGGCCGGAGGCCACGUAGCCCCUGCGGCACUGGAGGAGAGGCGCUGGGUGGGGAGGGUGGUGGAAGGGGCCGUGCAAACCCAACCGGGAUGUCCAGCACCCCCAUCCCCUUGGGCUGCCCUUGGUCCGUCUUCCGACGUCCUCAUCCUUCCUAAUCGGACAUCUUCAGUGCUGGAGAGAAACGCCGUAGCAUCGGUUUCCCUUGAGCCCAUUUUACAAAUGAGAAAACUGAGUCUGGAGAGGAAAAGGGGUUUGGCUUCCAAAUAAUAGCUCUUUAAAGUUGCCUCAGCUGGGGUGCCUUCUCCCGGCGGAUUCUAAAGUGUAAAUAGGGGAGGGGGGCGCAGAUCCCUAGCCCUCCCUCCCCACGCCUGAAGGUGGGGGGGGGUAAUUGUUCACAGUCUUCCCAAUAAAGACGAAUUUUUGAGCCCGG